UUAAGUUCAUGGUGAAGUGGCCACCACAAAACCGCGAACAUUAAACCACUGUGAAAGUUUCUGUACUUACCGUAGUCUGUUUGCACCAGGGCCAGAAAUGUCAUUUGAAUGGAAUAUUAAAGAUUUUUUCUAUCUGAUAGUUAAGGAGAAAAUGUACCCAGGGCAUCAUAUGAGCUUCUUGUCCCAUGUACACUGCAUAUUACUUAUAAUAGACCUUUUUUUAACGAGAUUGUUCAGGGCAAGGUCAUUAGACCACUUUGAGGCAAUGAACUAAGAAAUUGGAAAUAUUGUAGGGGUGGACAUUUGUUUUGAAGGCUGACAAGUUGUAAACAGGAGGAAAACUGUUGUUGUAGAGAGGGCUGACCUGGGUGUGGCGCUUAUGCAUACCUUUGUCACCCACCAUUUUAAUUUUCAUACAGUAUUUUUAUAAUAUUAUAUGAUAAUCUUUAUUGCACAGGGGUAUAAAUGCAUUGGAGACCAUACAUGGCUUAAUGAGUAUUAACCUGGAAUGCAGUCUACUAGUGGCUCGGCCUACCGUAGUUAGUGCAGGCUUUGUACGGGGCCAGUGUAGGUCUGAGCCGCUGGGAUAAUCGGCCACACCCGGUAGGAUUUUCACGCGCUUAGACUUUAGCGCAGUGGGAUAAUUAGCCGGCAAAAUUACCUGCCGCUGUGAAAACAUCUACCAGGUGUGACAGAUCACCCUGGCAGUGAAAAGACCCUCUUGUCCCGAGGGUAGCCUGGCCAAUCCACGGUAGACUAGAUUCCAGGUUAAAUGAGUAUGAGAGAAAAGAAUAACUUAGUAACCAUUAAAUAAAGCACACAAGUGAACAUGUAAUUGCACAGGUAUGUGCUGACGACAUGUGCAUCAUUUACAGCCUUAGGCGGAGACCGGUUCUGUUACUUUGGAAGGCUGCCUUCUCAAGGUUGAAAGGACAACAAAAUGGCGGCAUAUCAGCCCGAGAAGGUGACAUUUGGUGGAGUGGGAUCAGGGGAAGGCCAGUUCCUGGGUCCAUUUGGUGUUACAGUGUCAGAUGAAGGGGAGAUCUUUGUAGCAGACAGGGGGAACCUGAGAAUCCAAGUCUUCACCCUGCAGGGAAAAUUUGUCCGACACUUCCCAACAGUUGUGUCAGGUGAACAGAAGCUGAAACCACAUGAUGUGGCCACGGACAGGGAGGGGAACCUGUGGGUGGUGGGGCACACAGAGUCUGCAGAGUUUGCUGUGCAUUACAACAAACAGGGUAGGGUGCGGGGGAAGUUUGACCUGCAGAAGACAAUGUGGAGCAGAGGAGUCACCGUGGACACCAAGAGAAACCACAUCCUCAUCACACAAACCAUGGAAGAUAGGAACAACAGAUCUAGACAUGGUGAAGUUUUGGUGUUCAUGCCAGAUGGAACACUUGUGAGAACUGUGGGUCAGGGGGAGAAGAUGAAACACCCACAGUACAACACUGUGGGUGGGGAAGGGAACAUUCUUGUAUCAGACAUUGAGAAUCACUGUGUCUAUGUGUACAAUGAGGGCGGACAGUUUCUGUUCAAGUUUGGAGGUAAAGGAAGUGGUGACGGUCAGCUGAGUCAUCCCCGUGGCAUCUGUACAGACAGGGCAGGUAACAUCAUUGUGGCAGAUUGGGUUAACAGGCGCGUGGAGAUGUUCGACAAGACAGGCAGAUUCCUCAAACAUAUCACUAAAAACAUUAGGUGGCCUCAUGGUGUUGCCAUGGCAACACAUGGACAGCUGGUGGUGGCUAAUGUAACGAACCAAACAGUCUCCAUAUUUCACAACUCCUGUUGUGAGGUUCUCCAACAACAGACCACACUGUCAGGGGAGUUUCUCCCAUCUGCACCAAUCCCAGUAGCAUCUGCACCAAUCCCAGAAGCACCUGCACCAAUCCAAGCAGCACCUGCACCAAUCCCAGAAGCAUCUGCACCAGUCCAAAUGGCACCUGCAUCAAUCCCAGCAGCACCUGAAGUAAUCUUUCCACUUGGAGUUGCAGUGUCAGAUGAAGGGGAGAUCUUUGUUGCAGACUGCCAGAACAAGAGAAUCCUAGUCCUCACCCUGCAGGGAACAUUUGUGAGACAGUUUCCAACAGUCGUGGCACGUGGACUUAAGAUUGACCCACAUGGUGUGGCCAUAGAUGGGGAAGGGAACUUGUGGGUGGUGGGGCACCCGUGGGUGGUAGGGAGAGCAGAUCUUUGUGGGUUUGCUGUGCAGUACAACAAACAGGGUAAGGUGCUGAGGAAGUUUGACAUACAGAAGACAUUGGGGUUUAAAGGAUUAGCAGUUGACACCAGGAGGAACCACAUCCUCAUCACAGAAUCCAUUGGCUUGUUCAACCAACUUGGUGUUGUUUUGGUGUUCAGGCCAGAUGGGACACUUGUAAGAACUGUGGGUCAGCAGAAGGGGAUGUGGGACCCACAAUACAUCACUGUGGAUGGAGAAGGGAACAUUCUUGUGUCAGACUGUGAGAACCGCUGUAUCUAUGUGUACAACGAGGACGGAGAGUUUCUGUUCAAGUUUGGAAGUUAUGGAAGUGGUGAAGGUCAGCUGGACCGUCCCCAUGGCAUCUGUACAGACAGGGCAGGUAACAUCAUCGUGGCAGACGGGGGAAACCACCGUGUCGAGAUGUUUGACAAGAAUGGAAAAUUCCUCAAACACAUUACUGCAGGCAUGAACAACAAGCCAUGGGCUGUUGCCAUGGCAACACGGUGGAAGCUGGUGGUGACUCAUGUAGGGAACAAAUUUCUCUCUCAUUGUAUAUUAGCAUCUGGUAAUUUUGCUGCAGGGGGCUUAGGUCAUUGCCACAAUAACCAAAGGCGAGGGGGACUUUGGUUUCAUGAUCAGGGGAUCACAUUUGGUACAUGGGGAACUGGAAGAGGAGAGUUCAUGUAUCCAAGCAAUGUUACAGUGUCAGAUGAAGGGGAGAUCUUUGUAGCAGACAGGGGGAACCACAGAAUUCAAGUCUUCACCCUGCAGGGAGAAUUUGUGAGACUGUCCCCAACAGUCGUGUCAGGUAAAGGGACGAUGGACCCACAUGAUGUGGCCAUGGACGGGGAGGGGAACCUGUGGGUGGUGGGGUACACUAAGUUUGAUGAGUUUGCCAUACAGUACACAAAACAAGGCAGGAUGCUGAGGAAGUUCAACCUACUGAAGACAUGGGAAAACAGAGGAGUUGCCGUGGACACCAGGAGGAACCACAUCCUCAUCACACAAAUCACAGGAGACUGGAACAAGCCAAAUGGUGAAGUUUUGGUGUUCAGGCCAGAUGGGACAUUUGUGAGAACUGUGGGUCAGCAGCAGGGGAUGAAGGUACCAUGGAACAUCUCCGUGGAUGAAGAAGGGAACAUUCUUGUGUCAGACUGGACAACCACCGUGUCUAUGUGUACAAGGAGGAUGGAGAGUUUCUGUUCCGGUUCGGAGGCAAGGGAAGUGGUGACGGUCAGCUGAAUCAUCCCCAUGGCAUCUGUACAGACAGGGCAGGUAACAUCAUCGUGGCAGACUGGGGAAACAUGCGUGUGGAGAUGUUUGACAAGACAGGAAAAUUCCUCAAACACAUAGUUAAAAACAUGAGGUGGCCUCAUGCUGUCGCCAUAGCAACACAGGGACAGCUGGUGGUGAAUAAUGUAAAGAACCAAACAGUCUCCAUAUUUCACAACUCCUGUUGCGAGGUUCUCCAACAACAGACCAUACUGUCAGGGGAGUUUCUCCCAUCUACACCAAUCCCAGCAGUACCUGCACCAAUCUCAGCAGCACCUACACCAGUCUCAGCAGCACCUGCACCAAUCCCAGUGGCACCUGCACCAAUAUCAACAGCACCUGCACCAAUCCAAGCAGCACCUGCACCAAUAUCAACAGCACCUGCAGCAAUACAAACAGCACCUGCACCAGUCUCAGCAGCACUUGCACCAAUCCCAGCAGACCCUGUAACAAUCCCAGUGGAACCUGCACCAGUUACAGCAGCACCUGCACCAAUCCCAGUGGCACCUACACCAGUCUCAGCAGCACCUGCACCAGUCACAGCAGCACCUACACCAAUUACAGCAGCACCUGCACCAACAUCAGCAGCACCCACACCAAUCUCAGCAGCACCUGCACAAAUCUCAGCAGCACCUACACUAAUCCCAUCAGCACCUGCAUCUAGUAAUGACACAACAGGGGACAGAGCUCACCAUGGCAACCAAAGACAAGGGGAGGAUCAGCCUCAAAAGGUGACAUUUGGUGAAGGGGGAUCUGGAACAGGACAGUUUUGGUAUCCAGUUGGUGUUACAGUGUCAGAUGAAGGGGAGAUCUUUGUAGCAGACAGGGAGAACCAGAGAAUCCAAGUCUUCACCCUGCAGGGAGCAUUUGUGAGACAGUUUCCAACAGUCGUGGCAGGUGGACAGAAGAUGGAUCCACAUGACGUCGCCAUGGACGGG
Messenger RNA from Branchiostoma floridae (Florida lancelet), 4410 nucleotides. RefSeq lists its product as uncharacterized. Gene Ontology annotation, molecular function: protein binding. The transcript has a single exon. Lineage: Eukaryota; Metazoa; Chordata; Leptocardii; Amphioxiformes; Branchiostomatidae. Bases 941 to 3442 code for a protein of 833 amino acids. Gene Ontology annotation, cellular component: extracellular region. The record is from RefSeq and is a predicted model, not a curated record.